Messenger RNA from Helianthus annuus (common sunflower), 1179 nucleotides. Its product is annotated as glutamic acid-rich protein-like. The coding region runs from base 1 to 1179 and encodes 392 amino acids. The transcript has a single exon. The record is from RefSeq and is a predicted model, not a curated record. NCBI's taxonomy places the organism in Eukaryota, Viridiplantae, Streptophyta, Magnoliopsida, Asterales, Asteraceae.
AUGCCUGAAAGCCAAAGUGGUAAAAGUGAGAAACAUGUUACAACUUCUAAGGGUUCUGAAGUUAUGAAAGAACAACAUGUUGAAGUUCCUAAAGAGCCAGAGGUGCAAAGUGUUGAAAAGCGUGAAGAUGAGGUUCAAAUGAAUGUUAAUGAUGAUGAUUAUGUUGAAGUUAGAGAUGCUACACCAUCACCACCACCAACAGAUCAAGCUAUUCCAGAAAUCGGUGAAUCUUCUCAGCAAAAGAAAACAACACUUCCAGAUUUAUUUGAAGGUUUUCCUAACAUAAGAGGUGAACUCAAAGACGAUUUUAUUCUUGGUGAUGAGUUCGACAUGUUUCAUGAUGGGUCUGUAAAAGCUUUGGAGAAGAAAGUAAGUAUACUUGAGAAAGAAAAAGCUAAAGCAGAAGCUGAUCGUGACGAGUUAAAGAAACAACUUGAAGAGUUGAUAAUAGAAAAUGCAGAAAUAAAGAAAGUCAUGAUCAAACAAGCUAAGAAGUUAAAGAAAAUGGAAGAUGAUGUUAGUGAUAACGCACAGCUAUUUGAGCUAUUAUCUGCAGACUUUGCUGAGAUGGAGGUGAAGAAUAAGAAGCUGAAUGAUAUCACCAAAACGCUGAAUCAAAUGAUAAAUGAAUUACAUGAAGCGUCAGCGAAUGAGUUCAAUACAAUGAAGCUUGAGAUGGGAGCAAUGAAAGCUGAUAAAGCAGUAAAAGACGAGCAACUGAACAUGUUAUACACUGUAAUGGAAAGUCAUUUGGGCAUAAAUGUUCAAGAUAUAUACAACAAUCUGGAGAUUCAAAGAGUUGAAGAGCGAAGGAUAGAAAGAGAAAGGAGGUUAGAUGAAGAAGCUACACAAAGAAAGAAAAUUGUUAUUGUUGAGACUCAAGAAGCUGGUGGAUCUUCGAGUCAAGCUGAUGUUGAAAUGGUUGAUGCUGAAGAAGAUCCUAAGGGAUUUGUGCUUGUUGGUGAAUCUUCUCUAUCUUUCAGUUAUGAUGAUAUCAUUAGCCGUGUGGUAGUAGAACAACGAAGGAGAAAGGCGAAAGAACCUCAGAUGUUAUUGUUAAAAUGGAAAGAAGAUGAGAUAGUAAAAGAGGAUGAAGAGGAAGAAGUAAAGUUAGAUGAUGAUUUGUUUGAUAUAGACAACUAUCAAGAAGGUAAUGAAGAUGAUGAUGAUCAAGGCUAG